Molecule: messenger RNA, 1308 nt
Organism: Camelina sativa (false flax)
Lineage: Eukaryota; Viridiplantae; Streptophyta; Magnoliopsida; Brassicales; Brassicaceae
Source: RefSeq, a predicted model, not a curated record
AUGGACAAAACGGAAUCAUCGGAAACACAUGUUCACAAAUCCGAAGAUCACGAUCACGAUCACAAAAAACAUUCCGAUGAAUCGGAACAAAAACUUCAUUCAUCGACGCCGGAAUCGGAAACCUCCGAGGUGAGCCUUGUUCAGGUGAUGGAAGCCGUCGACGAUUUCAUCCAAUCCCUUUCUACCGAGAAGAAUGAUCCUUUACAGGAGAUUCCACCGGCGGUGGAACCAUUCCCGGAGACGGUGGAUUCAUUGGUGUCAAAGAUGGAAUCUUCCGGGCUUGGACGAGACGAAACAGAGGACUCUGUAUUCAUCGACGCCGUUAACCGGAUUUCAAAAUCGGUUAUGAGAUUGAGAGAGCUUAAAUUAGAUUCAACUCCGGUUUCUUCUUGGUUAAACCGGGCAAGUUCGGUUCAGCACCGUGCUGUCUCUCUCCUCGACGAAGAGUUCCGUCAUCUUCUUGAUCGUUCCAGAGAAGAUAAUAAGAAGAAGAACAGAAACAACAACGAUGGGAACAGCUCCGAUCAUAACCAUUCUUCGGCAAACGAAUCCGACCGAUGCGCUUUACCGGACAAUGAUAAGGAGGCGGAGGAGGAAGAAAGCUUCCCGGAUUUUUCACCGGAAUCGAUCUCGACGUUGAAGAAGAUCGCCGGAGCGAUGAUCUUCGCCGGUUACGAAUCAGAGUGUUGUAUGUCGUACGAAAUGUCGAGACGGCACGCGUUCAAGGAGGAGCUGAGCGAGGUUGGAUUCGAAGGGAUCAACGUUGAAGACGUUCAGAGAAUAGCUUGGGAGUCUCUUGAAGGUGAGAUCGCUUCUUGGAUCUCAAUCGUUCGCCGUUGCUCCACGUUGCUUUUCCCCGGCGAGCUUUCUCUCUGCAACACCGUCUUCACUGAUGCCUCGAUCCGUAAACGCCUCUUCACCGGUUUGGUCUCCGCUGUUACAAUCCGGUUCCUAGAUUUCUCCGGUGCCGUGGUUCUUACGAAACGGUCCUCGGAGAAGCUUUUCAAGUUCCUAGACAUGUACGAGACGCUCCGUGACUUGAUCUCAGCGGUGGAACAAUCUGAUUCGGAUCUGAUCCAAGAGAUCAAAUUGGCUCAGACGAGGCUAGGUGAAGCAGCAGUGACUAUAUUCGGAGAGCUUGAGAAGUCGAUCAAGAGCGAUAACGGAAGAANUCAAUCAAAGCGAAUUAAAACUUGCAAUCAAACUAUAUUAAUCUUCUUGAUUGAUUUGGCAGUCAACCUCCGACUGAUCACUAACCGAAUCAAUUGUGAGAUAAAGUCUCAUUUACCAAUCAAAAUGAUAUUUUAA